AGCGGCGGCGGCGGAGGGGAGGGAAGGGAAGAUGGCGGCGCCGGCUGGAACCGUCACCCGGGCGACGCCGCGGCCCCGCCGCCUGCAGUCCUGAAGGGCCCGGCCCAGCCGUGGCGGGCGGUGGCCGGCGGCAGGCAGUGGGAUGCCAUGGCCAUGGCCAGCUCCUCAGACAGCGAUGAUGAUGGUUUCAUGGCCGUGGAUGCAGAAGACACCGUGGGGGAAGGGACGAUGGAGCAAGACGAUGAGCCGCAGGCUGAGCUGGAGCUGGAGGAACCCAGGCAUAACAGGUCCAUGGUGGAGCUCCCAGAGGAGGUCCUGGAGUACAUCCUCUCCUUCCUGUCACCCUACCAGGAGCACAAGACUGCUGCCCUUGUCUGCAAGCAGUGGUAUCGACUCAUCAAAGGUGUGGCCCAUCAGUGCUACCAUGGCUUCAUCAAAGCAGUGCAAGAAGGCAACAUCCAGUGGGAGAGUCGCACCUACCCCUACCCUGGCACCCCUAUCACCCAGCGCUUCUCCCACAGUGCAUGUUACUACGAUGCCAACCAGUCCAUGUACGUGUUCGGGGGCUGCACCCAGAGCAGCUGCAAUGCUGCCUUCAAUGACCUCUGGAGACUUGACCUCAACAGCAAGGAGUGGAUCCGGCCCCUGGCAUCAGGUUCCUACCCCUCACCCAAAGCUGGGGCCACGCUGGUGGUCUACAAGGACUUGCUUGUGCUUUUUGGUGGCUGGACAAGGCCAAGCCCUUACCCUCUGCACCAGCCAGAGAGGUUCUUCGAUGAGAUCCAUACCUACUCCCCCUCCAAAAACUGGUGGAACUGCAUUGUGACCACCCACGGGCCCCCUCCCAUGGCAGGACACUCCUCCUGUGUCAUCGAGGACAAGAUGAUUGUCUUUGGCGGCUCGCUGGGCUCCAGGCAGAUGAGCAAUGACGUCUGGGUGCUGGAUCUUGAGCAGUGGUCUUGGUCCAAGCCGAGCAUCUCUGGCCCCAGCCCUCACCCCCGAGGUGGCCAAUCUCAGAUCGUCAUUGACAACGAAACCAUUUUAAUCCUGGGUGGCUGUGGUGGUCCCAAUGCACUGUUCAAAGACGCUUGGCUGCUGCACAUGCAGGCAAACCCCUGGACGUGGCAGCCGCUCAAGGUGGAGAAUGAAGACCACGGAGCCCCAGAGCUUUGGUGCCAUCCUGCCUGCAGGGUGGGACAGUGCGUGGUGGUCUUCAGCCAAGCUCCCAGCGGGAGAGCCCCGCUGAGUCCCAGCCUCAACUCCAGGCCCUCUCCCAUCAGUGCCACCCCGCCCGCGCUGGUGCCCGAGCCGCGGGAGUACCGCUCGCAGUCUCCGGUGCGCAGCACGGACGAAGCUCCCUGCGUCAACGGCCGCUGGGGCACCCUGCGGCCCCGAGCGCAGCGCCAGACCCCCUCGGGCUCCCGGGAGGGCAGCCUGUCCCCGGCCAGAGGGGACAGUUCCCCUGUGCUCAACGGAGGGAGUUUGUCCCCCGGCGCCGCGGCAGGCUCGUCCCUGGACAGCCCUGUGCAGCCGGUGUCCCCCGGCACCCCCUCCGCGCCCGACGGAUACGACCUCAGGGUGGGGCUGGCCCUGGCGCCGCGCCGGGGGUCGCUGCCGGAGCAGAAGGAUCUGCGCUUGGCAUCCGUCGACCUGAACUGGGACCAGAAACCCACUUCCAUCCUCUGCCAGCUGGAGGCCGGGGAGGGCAGGACGCUCGGCGCCGCUGCGAGGAACCCUCCCGAGCAGACCAACGGCAUCCACACACCGCCCCACGUCGCCGGCUCCUUGCCGGGGGCCGUCUCCCCCAGCGCGCUCCGCAGGAGCCUGGAGGCUGUCAAAGCUCUUUCCUCCAAAGGCUCCUCGGCUUCGGCGGCCUUGAGCCCUCCCCUGGCCUCAUCGCCGGGCUCCCCGGGCAGCGAGCCGGGCUCGGCGGCGCGGCCGGGCUCUACCCAAGGCGACGGCCACUCCUUACCUCCCAUCGCCCGCCGCUUGGGCCACCACCCUCCGCAGUCCCUCAACGUGGGGAAGCCUUUGUACCAGAGCAUGAACUGCAAGCCCAUGCAGAUGUACGUGCUGGACAUUAAGGACACCAAGGAGAAAGGACGAGUCAAAUGGAAAGUGUUCAGCAGCAGCUCGGUGGUGGGGCCGCCCGAGACCAGCUUGCACACGGUGGUGCAAGGCAGAGGGGAGCUGAUCGUUUUCGGUGGCCUCAUGGACAAGAAACAGAACGUCAAAUACUACCCCAAAACCAAUGCCUUGUACUUUGUGCGAGCCAAGAGAUAAUGCGGCCUGGGCCCCGCCGCCAGCGCCUCCUCCCUGCCCUCCCUCCCUUCCCUCCUUCCUUCCCUGCCCUCCUUCCUUCCCUUCCUGCCUUCCCUCCCUGCCCUCCUGCCCUCCUUCCCUCCCUUCCCUCCCCUCCUUCCCUCCCUUCUCUCCUUCCUUCCCCACCCUCCUUCCCUCUCUUCCCUCCCCUCCUUCCCUUCCCGCCUUCCCUCCCUGCCCUCAUUCCUUCCCUGCCCUCCUGCCCUCCUUCCCUCCUUUCCCUCCUUCCUUCCCUUCCCUCCUUCCCUCUUGCCCUCCUUCCCUCCUUCCUUCCCCACCCUCCUUCCCUCUCUUCCCUCCUUCCCUCCCUGCCCUUAUUCCUUCUUGCCUUCUUUCCUUCCCUGCCCUCCUUCCCUCUUGCCCUCCUUGCUUCCCUGCCUCCUUCUUCUCUCUUCCGUCCUUCCCUCCCUGCUUUCCUUCCCUCUCUUCCCUCACUGCCUCUCUUCCCUCCUUCUCUCUCUUCCCUCCUCUCUCUUCCCUUCUGCUCUCCCUUCCCUCCUUCCCUCCCUUCCUCUUUUUCUUCCUCUUUCUCUUCCCCUCUUCUUCUUCCCCUCCUUCCCCUCCCCCUUCCCUCCCUUUCUUCCUGUUCCACUCCCUUCACUCCUCCCUCCCUCUUUCCCUCCUUCCCUCCUUUCCCUUUUUCCUCCCAUUCCAUCUUCCUUCCCUCCCUCCCUCCCUCCCUCCCUCCCUCUUUUCCUCCCUCUGUUCCUCCUCCCUUCCUCUUCUCCUCUCUCCAUUCCCCUCUCCCUCCUUCACUUCCUCUUCCCCUCCUCCCUCAUUCCUCCCCUCCUCUUUCCCUCUCUCCCUUCCUCAUUCCCUCCCUCCCUUCCUUUUCCCCUCCUUUCCCUCCUGCCCUGCUCCCUUCCCUCUCUUCCCCAGCCCUUGCUCCAUCACUCAGACUUUCCAACUGUGAAUUUAGGGAGCGAGAACCCAAUAAAAUCCACCCAAAACCUCCA
Molecule: messenger RNA, 3278 nt
Organism: Pogoniulus pusillus (Red-fronted tinkerbird)
Lineage: Eukaryota; Metazoa; Chordata; Aves; Piciformes; Lybiidae
Gene: FBXO42
Product: F-box protein 42
Exons: 10
Coding region: 148-2283 (711 amino acids)
Cellular component (GO): SCF ubiquitin ligase complex
Molecular function (GO): protein binding; ubiquitin-like ligase-substrate adaptor activity
Source: RefSeq, a predicted model, not a curated record